Helianthus annuus (common sunflower) is the source of this 1615-nucleotide messenger RNA. RefSeq names its product probable N-acetyl-gamma-glutamyl-phosphate reductase, chloroplastic. Gene Ontology annotation, biological process: L-arginine biosynthetic process. Lineage: Eukaryota; Viridiplantae; Streptophyta; Magnoliopsida; Asterales; Asteraceae. Gene Ontology annotation, molecular function: protein dimerization activity; N-acetyl-gamma-glutamyl-phosphate reductase (NADP+) activity; NADP+ binding. The record is from RefSeq and is a predicted model, not a curated record. The coding region runs from base 293 to 1459 and encodes 388 amino acids. The transcript is spliced from 14 exons.
UGAAGAGUUUCUAACUUUUCAACAACGAAAUUACCAGAUUACCCAUGUGGAAACACUGCUUAUAUUCUGCAACAGCAAACUUCAACACAGCUGCCAUCUGGUUCAACAGUUCCGUCCGGCUGCAACACCCAUCGCAUUCUCCACAGCCUCCCUCACCCCUGCCAGUUCCAUCUCCCACCAAAGCGACCCUGCAGCUCCGGCUCCCACAACAGAUCCGACACCCACAACAGCUCCGGCGACGCCGCUGAUUCCGUUUUUUGCUGCUGCUGAUUUCGUUCCUUCCACACACAAGAUGGUUGCUCUGCAUUCUGCUUUUUUUAUGGAUGGAUGCUGCUUUUCCAGGUUUCAGGAUAAACCAAAAUUGCUGAAAGCUAGGAAUAGGCCUGUGCGGGCUUUAGCGAUAUCAUCUCCGAAAGCCGAUGGAGCUAUUAAAGUUGGUAUUCUUGGAGCCAGCGGGUAUACCGGUGUCGAGCUUAUUAGAUUCAUUGCAAACCAUCCUUACUUCGGUAUUUCUCUGAUGACUGCCGAUAGAAAAGCUGGUCAAUCAAUUGCUUCAGUAUUUCCACACCUGAUCACACGGGAUUUGCCGGAUUUGGUUGCCGUCAAGGAUGCGGAUUUUUCAAGCGUAGAUGCUGUUUUUUGUUGUUUGCCACAUGGCACCACUCAGGAAAUUAUCAAAGGUCUUCCAAGUAGGUUAAAGAUUGUUGAUCUUUCUGCGGAUUUUAGAUUACGAGACAUCAAUGACUACAAUGAAUGGUACGGUCAGCCUCACAAAGCAUCAGAAUUGCAGAAAGAGGCUGUUUAUGGUCUAACAGAAAUAUAUAGAAACAAGAUCCAAAGUGCACGUCUUGUUGCAAAUCCUGGAUGUUAUCCUACUACUAUUUUGCUUCCUCUUGUUCCGUUGCUCAAGGCUAGACUCAUUGGAUUGCAAGAUAUCCUUAUUGUCUCAAACUCUGGAGUUAGUGGAGCAGGACGUAGUGCUAAAGAAGCAAAUUUAUACACGGAAGUAUCUGAAGGGAUAUUUUCUUAUGGCAUCACAAGGCAUCGCCAUGUGCCCGAAAUCGAACAAGAAUUAUCUGAUGCUGCAAAUUCAAAAGUAACCGUUAGCUUUACUCCUACCCUAAUGCCAAUGAGCCGAGGCAUGCAAUCAACUAUAAAUGUGCGAUUGGCUCCAGGAGUUUCCGUUGUGGAUUUGAAGCAACACCUUAAGGGAGUUUAUGAGAAGGAAGAAUUUGUAGUGGUGUUGCCAGAUGAUCAAGCUCCACACACCAAAUAUGUUCAAGGUUCCAAUGGUUGUCAUAUAAAUGUCUUCCCCGAUCGCAUCCCAGGGCGAGCAAUAAUCAUAUCCGUCAUUGAUAAUCUUGUAAAGGGAGCUUCGGGUCAAGCUUUACAAAAUCUUAACUUGAUGAUGGGAAUUCCAGAAAACACCGGGCUCAGUUGCAUGCCUUUAUUUCCUUAGCCCGACAUCCUGUUUUAUUGUUUUUGUCUUCUUUCAAGGUUUGUUUUUUUUUAUUAUUGAGAAAAAGGAGACAAAGUUCUAGGGUUUAUGUUUACAAACAAAUGCGCAAUUUUGAAUGUCUACCUAUUGAAUUUAGUAUCCAAACGGGUUUGAACU